Molecule: messenger RNA, 666 nt
Organism: Bathycoccus prasinos
Lineage: Eukaryota; Viridiplantae; Chlorophyta; Mamiellophyceae; Mamiellales; Bathycoccaceae
Exons: 1
Coding region: 1-666 (221 amino acids)
Source: RefSeq, a predicted model, not a curated record
AUGAAGGAUGUGUUCAAAGCUGCGAAAUGGCACGAUUGUUACAAGUGCGGGGGGUGCAAAGAGAUGAAGUGUAAACAGUGCAAAGGGUUCGGAAAAGUCGUCGGACAGUUUCCAGAGGAUGAAUUCGACGAUGAAGGGCGUUUUUUAGGCUGGGAUAGAAAGAUUGAAAAAGGCGACACGUGGCCGUGUAGAUUCUGUAGAGGCCGAGGUACUCUUUUAUGUACCACGUGCAUGGGUAACGGUGGAGAAAUAUCCCCCGAUACGAUCGAUUGGAGUAAAUUCUCUGGAACGAAGCAGCCGUUUCAGCAGUACGCGCGUAGAAACGUUUUCGAUAAGUACUACGGUAGCCCAGUCGAGCCGGCAUAUUUAGAAGUUAAAGAGUACCAACGGUUAGAGAAAAUGGAUAAGUGGGUGCGACGUAAGGAGAAGUCGAAGAAUCCGUUCAAUAGGUUUUACGCUAACAUGAGAGGAAUCGCCGGGGACCAGCACAUGGGUAAAGUAAAACCAAAACUCAGAAAGUACGUAGAGCAAGUUCAAGAAAAGCUGCGACGGAAAGACGAAAAGUUUGGCGUGAAAAUACACGCCGAAGAGAGCGCGAAAAUGACGAAUACGACGGAUAAGAAGAAGAAGAAGAAGAAGAAAAAGACGACGACGACGACGAAUUAA